AUGUCAUCUUCCUCCAAUUCAUCGCGAGUGAGAGUUAACAUGGAGUACGAGCCCAGUGUUUAUUGUACGUGUGGAUUGAAAGCCCCUAUUUGCACGAGUAGAGAGUCGGGAAAGCAAUUCUUCGGGUGUCAAAGGUGGAAGGAUGGAAAUGGUUGUGGCUUCUUUCGUUGGAAGGACGACAGUGCAAGGAGGGGAGAAGGUGACCAUGAACAACUAAAGAAUCUGGUGGUGUCUAUGAGGGGUGAACUAGAAGGGUUGAGAGAACUAAUGCAAGGGAGAAUUGUGGUUGUAAUUGUGCUUGUUUUAAUGAAAAUUUGCCAGCAGUUUCCAGUGAAGCCUUAA
Molecule: messenger RNA, 342 nt
Organism: Ipomoea nil (Japanese morning glory)
Lineage: Eukaryota; Viridiplantae; Streptophyta; Magnoliopsida; Solanales; Convolvulaceae
Exons: 3
Coding region: 1-342 (113 amino acids)
Molecular function (GO): zinc ion binding
Source: RefSeq, a predicted model, not a curated record